Messenger RNA from Passer domesticus (house sparrow), 3852 nucleotides. RefSeq names its product putative nuclease HARBI1. The transcript is spliced from 2 exons. Lineage: Eukaryota; Metazoa; Chordata; Aves; Passeriformes; Passeridae. The record is from RefSeq and is a predicted model, not a curated record. Bases 1467 to 3038 code for a protein of 523 amino acids.
ACCGCGACCCGCCUGAGGGGUGGCAGGGAAGGGGGGCUCGGUGAGACCCUCCCCGCACAACCCCCGGUUCCUCUGAGGGGUCGGAGCCGCUCCAGGGAGGGGAAGGAGAUGGAGAAGGUUCGCCCCACCUUUCCUAGAUCCUCCUCCGGCUGAUUCCCGAUGGGAGCCCCCCUCACCCCCAAGGGCGGGGGGGCCCCUCAGGGAACCCUGAAGCAGAGACCCCCCCUCAGGAGAGACCCCCCAGGCCCGGGCUCCUCACAAUGAGCCGGAACACCUUCAGGGUCCCGAGCGGAGUCUCAGCCCCGGUUUUGCUCCGUGAGCCCCCAGCCCAUGGACGGGGACCCGCGUCUCGCCCAGACCUCACCCCGCUCCCAUCCCGGGUCUGAGCUCCCUGCUAGGCGGCUUCCCGAGGCUGCGGGACCCCGUGCCAUCCUCCCCCACAGACAGCAGGGCCACGGCUCCCUGCCCGCUCAUCCCCAGCCCCUCCCGUUCUCCCCGUGCCCGUCCCGGGGCUCCCCGGGUCUCACCGCGUCCCUCCCUCACCCGGUACUCGGUGACAGCAACAAAAUGGCGGUGACCGCCUCACGCGAGACCACGCCCACCGAGCGAGAUGAUUGGCCGCGAGCGGCGGAAACUGUGACGCGAUUGGUCGAGGGUCCGCGAAGCCCCGCCCAGCGGCGGCCCGGACAGCGUUUGGUACAAAGCGCUCCCGCCCUCGCGGCGGCCAAUGGGGAGCGGCGGCGCGCCGGAAGUGAGGAGGGAGGCGGGGCUUUUAGGGCACGUGUCAGUGUUGUUGACCAAUCAGAGCGCGGGGGAGGGGCGUGGCCUGGCGGUGCCGCGGAGCCGGGAGGAUCCGAGCCGGGAAACCGGGACCGAACCGGGACCGAGCGGGGGAACCGGGACUGACUGGAACAGAGACCGAGCGGGGGAGCCGGGACCGAGCGGGGAACCGGGACCGAACCGGGACCGAACCGGGACCGAGCGGGGAACCGGGACCGACGGGAACAGAGACCGAGCGGGGGAGCCGGGACCGAGCGGGGAACCGGGACCGAACCGGGACCGACAGGAACAGAGACCGAGCCGGGGAACCGGGACCGAACCGGGGGAGCCAGGACCGACAGGAACAGGGACCGAGCGGGGGAACUGGGACUGAGCCGCUGGACCAGGACCGAGCCGGGAAACCGGGACCGACAGGAACCAGCACCGGGACACGGACAGACCGCCCGUACCGGCACCGACAUCCACCGGUACAGGGACAGCGACCGACUGCCCCCACCGGCACCGGGACCGACUGGGGCAGACCGGGACCAAGCGCGGCCACCGGGAUCCACCGGCACCGGCGCUGGCCGCCGCUAGCGGCACCGGCCCGGUCACAAACCGGAGCCCGCGCUCACCGGGACCGGCCGGCUCUGGCCACGCCCCUCCCGCGUUGGCCCCGCCCAUCUCACCGUAGCCCCGCCCCCGGCAUGUCCCAGGCGGUGCUGCUGCUGCGGCGGCUCCGGCACCGGCACCGGGAACGGGACCGGGAACGGAACCGGGACGGGGAACAGGACCGGGAUCGGGAUCGAGACUGUGACAGGGAUCAGCACCGGCACCGGGAACGGAACCGGGACCGCGACGGGGAACAGGACUGGGAUCGGGACAGGGACCGGGAACAGCACCGGGAUCAGGAUCAGCACCGGGAGCAGAACCGGGAGAGCGAUGGGCAGCAGCACCGGGAUCAGGACUGUGACAGGGACCGGGAGCGGCUCCAGGAGCGGCACCCGGAACGGGAGAGUGACGAGGAAGAGAACUGGCACCGGGAGCGGGAUCAGGAGUGUGACAGGGACCGGGAUCAGCACCGGGACCGGGAUGACCCCCACGAGCGGCACCGGGAGCACCGGGAUGACCCCCACGAGCGGCACCGGGACGAACCCCGUGAUGGUGACCGCCAUCAGCCCGGGGCUCGGGACCCGCACCCCGCGCCGCCGCCGCCCUCCCGGCUCUCCCUCCCCGCUGCGCCGUCCCCGAGCCCCCGCGGCCGCCGCCGCCGCCGCCCGUACCCGGCGCAGCGCGUUUACCGGGCGCGCUGCUCCUUCCUGGAGCUGAGCGACGAGCAGGCGCUGCGGCGCUGCCGCCUGGACCGGGCCGCCAUCGCGGCGCUGUGCCGGGAGCUCGGCGCCGACCUGCAGAGCCUGACCGGGCGCAGCCACGCGCUGCCCGUGGCCGUCAAGGUCACCUCGGCCUUGGCCUUCCUGGCCUCGGGAUCCUUCCAGACGGCGUCGCGCCUCAGCACGGGCAUCAGCCAGUCGGCCAUGUCCAACUGCCUGGCGCAGUUCCUGGCGGCCUUGCAGCGGCGGGCGCCGGCCUACAUCGCCUUCCCGCCGCCGCCCGCGCCCCCCGGGGACCCCCCGGCGCUGCCCGGCGUGCUGGGCCUGGUGGGCGCCAUGCACGUGGCGCUGAGGGCGCCGGCCGAGCGCGAGCCCCUGUUCCGCAACGCCGCCAACUUCCACUCCAUCAACGCGCAGGUGGUGUGCGACCGCCGCGGCCACAUCACCAACGUGGUGGCCAAGUUCCCCGGCUCGUGCGCCAACGCCACCGUGCUGGAGAACUCGGCCCUGGCGCGCCUCAUGGAGGGCAGCAGGCCCGAGGGGGUCUGGCUGCUGGGUGACGGCUCGUACCCGCUGAAGCCAUGGCUGCUGACGCCGAUCCGGGGCGCGCGGGGCGCGGCCGAGCUGCGCUACAACGCGCUGCACUGGCGCUCGCUGGCGCCGCUGCGCCGCACGCUGCGCCUGCUGCGCCGCCGCUUCCGCUGCCUGGCGGGCGGGGGGCUGCAGUACAGCCCCCCCAAGGUCUGCCAGAUCUUCCUGGCCUGCUGCAUCCUGCACAACAUCGCCCUGCGCCGCCGCGUGCCCCUGGAGCCCCCCGAGGGGCUCCCGCCCGCCCCCGGCCCCCCCGAGCCCCCCCCGCAGCCGCCGCCGCCCCCCGGGCCGGGGGCGCGCGAGGGGCGCGCGGUGAGGGCCAGGCUGGUGCAGCGCGUCCGGGAGGGGCUGGCCUGAGGGGAUGGGGGGCUGGGGGGGUCCUGGGGGGUGCUGGGCGGGGAUUUGGGGGGGCCCGAGCCCUGGUUUGGGGGUCCCGAGCCCUGAUUUGGGGGUCCUGAGCCCUGAUGUGGGGGGCUCUGAGCACUUUGGUGGGUCCUGGCCCCUGAUUUGGGGGUCCUGAGCCCUGGUUUGGGGGUCCCGAGCCCUGGUUUGGGGUCCUGAGCCCUGGUUUGGGGGGUUCUGACCUGAUUUUGGGGGGCUCUGAGCACUCUAGGGGCUCCUGAGCCCUGAUUUGGGGGUCCUGAGCCCUGAUUUGGGGGUCCUGAGCCCUGAUUUAGGGUCCUGAGCCCUGGUUUGGGGGUCCUGAGCCCUGGUUUGGGGGUCCCGAGCCCUGGUUUGGGGUCCUGAGCCCUGAUUUGGGGGUCCCGAGCCCGGAUUUGGGGGUCCUGAGGCCUGAUUUGGGGGUCCCGAGCCCGGAUUUGGGGGUCCUGAGGCCUGAUUUGGGGGUCCCAAGCCCUGGUUUGGGGGUCCUGAGGCCUGAUUUGGGGUCUCAAGCCCUGGCUUGGGGUCCUGAGCCCUGGUUUGGGGGUCCUGACCCCUAAUUUUGGGGGCUCUGAGCACUCUGGGGGGGCCCAACCCCUGAUUUGGGGUCUCUGGGUCCUUGUGGGGGCCACUGUCAGGUUUUGGGGGGCUCUGAGCCUCUGGAGGGGCUCUGACCCCUGGCAGGCGGGUCCAUCAUUUUGGGGCUGUUUUAUUUCCCCCCAUUUUCCCUCAGAUUUCCUCCCUCAGCCGAGCCCGUGCUCAUUUUGGGGCAAAUAAACGAUUUUUUUUU